AUGAAAGAGCGCUUUUCUUCUAAAAUAAUCGAUAUCGAGGCGCAAACCGGUUCAUUGAUAACUCCAGACCAAUCGCAAUCGAUUUUUUCGACAUCGUUUCCUUAUUACGUUGAAGAGAAAAAUCCGCUUUUGAGGGGAGAAAAACAUGCACUUAUCAUCACAGUCCUUCAAGUUAUAUCGGCCGAGCAUCUUUUGAAUGACUUUUACCUCAUGCUUAAAGUGGGGUCGCAUUACUAUAAAGGUGAACCGUUUCAGCUUGGUGUAAAUAAAAAGCCGAAAUGGUAUCCACAAAACACCGUUAUUUCGUCUUCUUUGAUCUCCUCGCCCAUAUCUAGAAAUGGUGAUAUGGUGCUGGUUUCUGUUGGAUCCCGCGAAAAGCCGGUACAGUCGAACGCCAAUAUUGAACUCUGUCAAAAGUUUAUCUUUUGGGUUUCGUUGCAUGCCGAGCUGUUUGAUUAUGUGCAUGGUCUGGUUGGCAUUUCGGUCGAGUUUGUGUCGCAUGGGAUUUCGCAGUUUUUGAACGCAAAUGGCUUAAGGGACAGCUGCAAAAUCAGUUACGAUACAACUACGUAUCCCAUUUCGGCUGUAAGGCAAGAUAUGUUCAAAACGCAGUCUUUUUCCAACAAGCCUCUUACUGCCGAAGGUAUGCCGCAUUUAUUGUCGUAUCUUUUAGAGGCCAAAUCGAUAUAUCUGCGCUCAAGAUACAUGAAACCAAAUCCUUGUUUAGGUUGUUGUGCGCCUUUUCUUGACAAGCAGGCGUUCAAGGCAAUUUUGGACAUCCAGAACCAUUUAGAGGGAGCUCUACGUGGGCUGGAGCUUUCACAUGCCUUGGUGACCUUUUCCAUCAUUCUUCUGUCAAAAUAUUAUGCCCGAAAUUCAAGGGACGCGUUGGCAUCGCCUAUUCAAAUAUCAAAAAGUCCUCAAACGCAGCCAUCAAGGGUAAGCAUCGCCAAUUCAGAAUGUAGAUGUGCUUAUCUCCAACAAGGUGGCGAUCGUGCAGUAUCUGCAAAUCGACCCUGCUCACUUGCUUGUCAACGAGCUGGAGCAGAUGUCGGUGUAUCAGCCGGCCUAUUUGCUUUUUUACGACAAAGAGACAAACUCGAUCAUCAUCUCCAUUCGCGGCUCAAUGACUUCAACUGUGACUACAUAUCGUGGAAAGAGGGGCUUCUCCAUGGCGGGUUUUUCACAUGCGCGCAAUGGAUGGUUGAAAAUGUCUUUUCGGACACCAUCCCAAAAUACAUGGGCGUGUACAACACCAAAAAAGUGGUUGUCUGUGGCCAUUCCAUGGGGGCCGGUGUGUGUGCCAUCCUCGGCCUUCUGCUCAAUGAUCUCUGGGAGUCUUCAAAAUCCACGCAAUGGCACCCAGAUGACUUGUCUUUUUAUUGUUAUGGCACGCCGGCAGUUAUUUCGGAGCAUCUUGUCGAGCGCUCGCAGUGCCAUGGGAACAUCUUUACCUUCAACUAUGGCAACGACUUGGUUUCGCAUCUUUCAUUUGGAUCGAUCCGAGACUUUUGCACGCUCAUCAUGGUCGCAUCAAAAUAUGUUAGCCGCUCGUUUUUCUAUUAUCUCAACGAAGAUUCUCCCGUCUUUGAGGAGGCAAUGAAUGAUAUCCAAAGCACCGACAAAUUAUUAAGAGGAAAUAGUUUGUCACGAUCACGAUCACGAUCGCCAUCAUCUUCAAAUCAACUGCUCCCAGAUGCCUGUAAUAAUAUCAAGUUGCUUUCCCCUGGGAUAUAUUACCAAAUAUACAAAGUAGAUGAGCUCCCCUCAACGCUAGAGUUUUCAUCUCCCGCAGCGGGAGAAGAAUAUACCCACCUAGCGUCCAGCAUAUGCCCAGAUAAGGCGUUCAAGUACACGCUUCUGCAGAGAAGCCAGGGACAGCACCAUUGCCAUAUGCUCGUCACCUCGAAUUCGAUUGCGCACCAUUUGCCAUUUAGAUAUGAGCUUGGCUUUGAUAGGUCCAUCCAGACCAUGGCUGCCGUGGCGAGUAGCCGUGCAAAUGCGUAG
This is a messenger RNA of Mitosporidium daphniae, 2007 nucleotides long. RefSeq lists its product as uncharacterized. NCBI's taxonomy places the organism in Eukaryota, Fungi, Microsporidia. The record is from RefSeq and is a predicted model, not a curated record. The coding region runs from base 1 to 2007 and encodes 668 amino acids. The transcript is spliced from 4 exons. Gene Ontology annotation, biological process: lipid metabolic process.